AUGACGGAAAGAGAACGAUCAGCUGCUGAGAUGGAGGCGAUCAGGCAAGCUAUGAUGGAAGAGCUUGGUAUUGGUCGCAGAGAUGCCUUGCCACUCGAAGAUCGAGCUGCCAACGUCCCAAUGGUACCAUUGUCAUCCAUCAACAGACAAGUUAGGCCAGAACACCCUGCUUCCGCUUGGCAUAACCUCAACCUCGACGAAGCUGAUCCUGGCGUUGAAGACCUUGACGAUAUUGCCGGUGGACAAUUAUAUCGACUUCGCAGAGGUGGUAUUGGCCUAAGCAACAGUGGCAGAGGUGGCCAUUCUGCAGGGCACGGUCGGGGUGGAGCUUCAAAUAGAGGUGGUCAUGCAUCUGGGGGUGGUCGCGGAAAUCUUGCAGCAAGAGGUAAAAAUACUGAUAAUUCUGGUUCCGGCCAAACUUACUACAACGACGCAAGACGUAGUGGCAAAUCACAUGCUAAAGUUGAUGCUGGAAUUGCUCGUUUACAACGCGAGGCUGAGUUCAGCAGAAAGAAUCGAACUGAAGGCCGCUCUUUCAAGGCGCCUCAAUCGACUUCCAAAUCUACAAAGCCAGUUCACCGAGCUGCGUCUCCUGUAGUCGCUCGUGCUGCUCCUCCUCUGGCAAAUCGACUUAUAAAUUCGAGGUUCAAGCUCACGAGUCCUGCAACCUUUCUUUCGCACAAUAAUAUCGGCUCUAGCCCAGUUGCAACAGCUCCCGAGCCUGUUGUUUCUGCACCACAAAACAAAGUCGAUGAUGAUCUUUUGGUACCACCAUCAGCUUCUAAAUUGGCACCCCAAGGUAGCCUUGCGGAUUCACGGUGGGCAUCGCCUUCAGCUCCACUUGUUGACAUGUCUGGAUCAGAUGACCUCAGUCGAUCUGCUACACAUGCCAAUACUGCAAGCGCCUCAGUGUCAAUCCCAUCUCUUCAGCAAGUCGUACCUGCCGUUAACUCUAACGCUUCAAUGUCGAUUUGUUCUGCUCAACAGAUCAUCCCAAUUGUUGGUGCAAACACGUCGGAGUCUGGCCAUUCUGUUCGAUCGGUAUCACCAGCAAUCCCAACAAAUGCUUCCGAGUUGGCCAAUUCUGUUCAACAUGCUACUGUUGCCGCCCGCCUGACUUUAAUAACAGAUGAUGUAAUGAUCCACCCCAUACCAGUCAUUGUUUGCACUUUGGUCAUUGAGAAACCUGUCAAAGUUUGCAAGAACAACAGUACUUUCAAACUCGGAACUGCAAGACUCAUCAAACUCGAUGAGAAAUCUCCUUUAAUCCUCGAAGUUCAAAUUGGCAACGAGGUUAUUCUGAACGAGUUACUGUCAGAGGCUGCGAUAUUCAAAGUCGAUAUGAAGGAUGGGAAACCUGGGAACACUGUCACAUAUCGGGCCAAUCCUACGACAGAAAAGAUACCCACCUGGAAGUUAUAUUUUCAGCUGCCUGGUAUAGCAAAGAGUUUUGUUAAUUAUCAUAGUUUCAGACUCUCAGAGUUGAGACGUAGCGGUGACUCUCCUCACUCCUCAGAACAAGAAAGCCAGGGUCCACUCGUACUUUUGUCUCCCAUUUCAUCAUCGGCAGAAAAAAAGUUGACCGAUGCUGAAAAAAGUUAUCUUAAGAACAGAAUCAGCAGUUCUACAUUUGCUGAUCUUACUUUGAUUGAUAGCGAAGAGAUUCUUGUCCCACUCCAUGAAGAGGAAUGCAAAGCUGAGGAUAAUGAAGUUGAAGAGUAUUCCCACUUCCAGGAUCUUUUGAGCUUGAUGGAAGGGGACAUUGUUGAAGGUACACUCCAGGUUCUGAAUGCAAAUCACGGCGGUUCUUUUUAUGAUCACGUUUUUCACUUGGCCAAGAACGUAGGACUUGAAAACGAUGCGCAUUUCAUGAAACAUGCCAAAAAUGUUUUCAUUGGCGGACUGUCAUCCUCUCGUUAUUCAAGCUCAAAGCCUAUCUUGUCAGUCACCGAAGGACUUGUUUCGGACUUCUUAACAAGAUCUGAAACAUUGUUACGAUUUCCUCAGGAGUUUAUUGACGCCUACAUCAAGGAGAUCGCCAAGAAAAUUCUCGACAUGGCUCAAAAUUUCCAUAACGGUACUCAAUCGGCGACUGCUAUCCCCGCUGAGAAAUCUAGUUCUGUCCAGGCUGUCGAAUUGACUGAAGUCUCUGAAAUUGUUGAUACUGUCAAGCCUGUGGAGCCUCUUCAAAUUGUUGAAGCUACCAAACCCACCGAAACUAUCAGCCCUACGCAAGCUGCCAAGCCUGCUGCAGUUAUCAUGAAUGUUAUUCCCAGACCCAAGCGAGUGGCUUAUUCGAUCCAGGAGAUGAUGAAGAUGCGACCAAAUGCCACCUUGACCAGUGAAGUACUCGCUGCAAAACAUUGUCUCGAAAAGUACCUCUCUGGGCAUAAGCUACAAUACAAGAACUCCCCCAGAGCCACUGCUACAAAACUCCAACCUUCUGAAUUGAAAACUAAUUUCAGCAGCAAACUCAGCUUUGAAGAAGUUUCACAGACUUUUCGACAAGAUGAGCAUGCACCAGGAAAGACCAGCUUUGUAGCCUCAUCAGGCGCCUCCAAUCCUCCAGAGUCUUCCAGUGUACAGCAUGAAACACCAAUCAACGUCAGCAAGAGCCUCUCCUCCGCAGGCGAUAACAUUGAAAGCAUCGAAAAUGAUUUGUCUCUGUCUAUUUCUGCUGAAAAUGAUGUCAAAAUGCCAUCAUUUGAUGCUCAUCACCAGGAUAACUCUGAUAAGUCUAGUGGAAAAUGCCCCAUCGCUCCUCAAUCCGCUACUCUUAAUUUAUCCAAGAGUUUGUCCGCGGCCGAUGAGAACAAAUCAGAAGACAAGAUGGACUCUAGAAGCGGCGAUAGUCCUCCCAAGCUUCGAUCAAACAGAGGUCUGAGCACUUUUAGGUACGCUAGGCCAGAUGUCAUUAAUCAAGCAACCGUUCUUCGUGCUUCAUCUGGUUACAACCCUACUGCACGUCAAGUUGUUAAGAAACAAGAAUCUCUACCCCUUAAGCCACGAGAAACUUUGACCAACAUUGAAAGCUCCGAGGUUUCCAAGAAUGAACCUAAAGGUCUUGCUUCCGCCUCCGAAACUGAAAAGUCUAAGUCUCAAGAGACUAAUCCAAAUACUCUCGCCAAGGUCAUGAAAAAUGAGAUGAACUUACCAAAGGUAGUGGAACAGGGUACUCUUAGAAGUAAGCAUACUGUGACAAACUCAGACGUCGACAGACUCGCCCAAGUUUUUAGUGAUUUGGACUUUAAGGCUGAAAAGGAUAAUGGCACAGUGGCCGACGUUUCACCGGUUCCAGAGCGCAGUACUAGCCCUACAGUUGAAGAGCUUCUCCAAAAGAAGCGCGCGAGUGGAUUAUCAACGUCUAGAUGGGCAAGCCAGGCUCCUGCUUUGAAAAGCUCAUCUCGUACUGGACAAUCAACUCCCACGACGAGCUACAGUCAGUUGACAUCGAGCAUGCCACAAGAUAACAGAUUGUUUUCUCCUCAGAGCGCCGUAGCUAUCACACCGUCUCGCCCGUUUCCUUCCAGAUCCACCAUGUUGAAUGGAAGACCUGUCGAUACAGAUAGCGAUGAUGUGCUGAAGGCUACUGCGCCAGUUUUCACACCUUCCCCCAGAAGAAUGAGAGUACUGUCAGUAGAACAGUCUUGUCCCCAGUCCGCAAUCGUCAGAAUCCGCAACAAGAAGCCAUUCAGGCCAGACUCAACAAGAGCUUGGCAUCAAAGCGAAUGUAGGAUAAAUGUGGCAAGGUAG
This is a messenger RNA of Botrytis fragariae, 3753 nucleotides long. RefSeq lists its product as uncharacterized. Bases 1 to 3753 code for a protein of 1250 amino acids. Lineage: Eukaryota; Fungi; Ascomycota; Leotiomycetes; Helotiales; Sclerotiniaceae. The transcript is spliced from 4 exons. The record is from RefSeq and is a predicted model, not a curated record.